AGCUCGCGGCGCGCAACGGUUGGGGUCAAUACGGGAAAGUUUUCCAUGGUGUUUCAGCACGUUCCGUGGUAAAUCCGAUUCGAACAGUGUUUUGCUACUGCUCCCGGUGGCGCAGUAAAUUCGAGUGCAGAUCAUGGGCGACGAUUACUACGGGCAGAACAACUCGAACAGCGAUGACUCAGAGGUAGAACUUAACCUGAACACUCCGGAGCUGAGUGGGUAUCUGAGCAAGUGGACCAACUACAUCCACGGUUGGCAGCCGCGGUUCAUAGUGCUGAAGGACGGCACGCUGUCGUACUACAAGAGCGAGCAGGACAGUGAUUUCGGUUGCCGAGGAGCAAUCAGCUUGCAGAAGGCAACGAUAAAGUCACACGAGUUUGACGAGUGCCGGUUUGAUGUGGCGAUCGGGCAGAACGUUUGGUACCUGCGGGCCGAAACACCGGAAGACAAGCGGAACUGGAUCGAGGUGCUGCAGUCGUACAAAACCGACAUCCCGGAGACGGUGAGCUUGCGGCGCCAUGGCAGCGCUAUAUCGUUGCAGUCCAACACCCUGUCCACUGCCAGCGGUAGCAGCCUGAAGCGCGUCAGUCGUGGGCUGCGGGAGAAGAUGCACGAAAUCGAAACGUACCGCGACAUUCUGUACGGACAAAUCGACACGUUACAGCGUUACUUCGAUGCCCUGCACACUCGAAAUGAAGAUCAACCACCGUUGGACCUUGGCGAUGGGCUGAAACCGAUCGAUUUCAGGGGAGAAGCAAUAACGUUCCGCGAAACCACUGCCGGUGUCAUCAUCACGCUACAGCACUGCUUAGACAUUAUCUCGCAGAAGGAGGAAAGCUUCAAGAAGAAGCUCGACAAGGAACAGGAGCGGCGAAGAAAGGCGGAAGAACUGUACAGAAACUGCAAAGAUGAACUUGCAAAGAACCGAAAUUCCGUUAUUCCCGGACCAGAUUUGGAGGAAGGGCCACACUCGACCAUACCGGAGGAUGAGUUUUUCGACGCCGUCGAGACGGGGUUGGACAAAAUCGAAGAAGAUCGUCAGCUGAGAGUGAGACUGAAGUACCAGUCGCAACAGUCGCAGAUCAGCAAUGCCGGGUCGGUGCACAGUGCGCACCAGGACGCGGAAGACGAGCUGCAGCAGCAGGCGGAAGACUUUGGCACGGGAGCGCAAGCCAAGAGUCACAAGCUGUGGCCCGAGAUCGAUAAGAUCUGCACCGAGCAGCUGACGCAGGCCCGGCAGGGCGUCGGGGCGGAUGGCAACGGGUGGCAGCUGUUUGCCGACGAGGGCGAAAUGAAGAUGUACCGGCGCGAGGAGGAGGUGGACGGGAUGGUGAUCGAUCCGCUGAAAUCAUGCCACGUCGUGAAGGGGGUAACCGCCCGGGAGAUGUGCCAUUACUUCUUCGAGCCGGCGUACCGGAACGACUGGGAGACGACGCUGGAGGACGUGCAGAUCGUGGACAACGUGGCGCCGGACACGCUGGUGUUUCUGCAAACCUACAAACGCAUCUGGCCCGCCAGCCAGCGGGACGCCCUGUUCUGGUCGCAUAUGGGCCGCGUCACGGACAAUCUCGACAUCGGGGCCAACGAUGUUUGGAUCGUGUGCAAUCAUUCCAAUCAGAACGAAGAGUAUCCGCCCGCCAAUCAAGGAAAGUGUGUACGAAUCUAUUUGACGGUGAUAUUAGUCUGCCAAACCUAUCUACCGGCGGGCAAGGACAGCAAAACCGCAACCCGGGAUGAUCUGACGUGUAAAAUAACCUACUGCUCUACCGUGAACCCUGGCGGCUGGGCGCCCGCGACCGUGCUAAGAGCUAUCUAUAAGAAAGAAUAUCCAAAGUUCCUUAAACGUUUCACCGGAUACGUUGUUGAUCAGUGUAAAGAAAAGCCCAUCAUGUACUAGGGUUAGUCGAUUGUUUUGCUCUAAGCCAGGUCUAGAUGUUGUUAUAUAUAUCCACACACAUACACGCACACACACAUACAAACACACUGAAACAUUGAAAGCACACAUACACAUUUAUUAUUUUGUUGUCCGUUAUGUGGUGUAGUAGGGAAGGAAACGAUAGAUUAAGGCGAAAAAGAAUGGUUCGAGACCAUGAGGACGGCCUCGGCAAAUGUGGCUCGGAAUUGUGGCCAGCGAAUGCUGUCGAAUUUGCAACAUAUCUUCGAAUCAGGUCCAAGAAUAAAACGUGCUUUAGAGAAAUGUAGGGAAACGAACAGAACAUAGGCACCAAAGUGAGAACUAGCGAUGGAUUAAGUAACGCGCAUUUUUCUUCGGUUGUUUUCGAAGAGCUAAAUAGACCGAUAGGUGAAACUGAAUCGAAAGUCUAUCGGAACGUUUGCACCACCGUGAAACAAUAGAUAUUACCUAGCUCGAAAUUAGGUGCUCGAAAGCCGCUGUCGCUGUGACGAAAACUGAUCCGCGAUGUUUCUACCGUGAAACAUUUCAACCGAGUGAGAAAGGCCCCGGAAAUAAUUCACUCACUCACAAGCGUGAUCGAGCUCACGGAUUCAAAUCCACUCUCUCUUCCUUUACCGAAGAACUUCCGUUUCAUUGUGGACAACGAAAGCGUGUUUGUGUUUGUUUGUAAGAUUAGCCAACCUUUUCCAUUUUCUUUUCUA
Messenger RNA from Anopheles cruzii, 2616 nucleotides. It is a transcript of the gene cert, whose product is annotated as ceramide transfer protein. The coding region runs from base 134 to 1897 and encodes 587 amino acids. Gene Ontology annotation, cellular component: Golgi apparatus. The record is from RefSeq and is a predicted model, not a curated record. Lineage: Eukaryota; Metazoa; Arthropoda; Insecta; Diptera; Culicidae. Gene Ontology annotation, molecular function: phosphatidylinositol-4-phosphate binding. Gene Ontology annotation, biological process: ER to Golgi ceramide transport. The transcript is spliced from 8 exons.